Messenger RNA from Kwoniella botswanensis, 897 nucleotides. RefSeq lists its product as uncharacterized. NCBI's taxonomy places the organism in Eukaryota, Fungi, Basidiomycota, Tremellomycetes, Tremellales, Cryptococcaceae. The coding region runs from base 1 to 897 and encodes 298 amino acids. The transcript is spliced from 4 exons. The record is from RefSeq and is a predicted model, not a curated record. Gene Ontology annotation, molecular function: oxidoreductase activity, acting on NAD(P)H as acceptor.
AUGCCAUUCAAAGAUAUCUUACUCAACGACGGUCGCAAAAUCCCCGCUAUCGGAUUCGGAUCUUGGAAGAUCCCCAAGGACGUCUGUGCGGGUCAGGUGGGACAGGCCAUUGAUGUAGGGUUUGAUCAUCUCGAUACAGCUCAAGUGUACAGGAAUGAAGAGGAAGUAGGUCAAGCAUUAAAGGAGAGUGGGCUCGCAAGAAAAGACGUGUGGAUCACGACUAAAUGGAGUGGUGUGGAUGAUAAAGAUCCUAAAACCUCAUGUGAAGAGAGUCUUCAAAAGCUGGGUAUAGAGUAUAUCGAUCUGUACCUUAUUCAUCAUCCUAGAUUGUGUAAAGGUGAUAUCGAGGGGACUUGGAAGAAGAUGGAAGAGUUGAAGAAAUUGGGUUAUGUGAAGUCGAUUGGUGUUUCCAACUUUACCAAAGAAAAUCUCCAAGAGCUUUUAGCUUCAGCAUCCAUCAAACCCGUUGUCAAUCAGAUUCUCCUUCAUCCCUACGUUAUCAAAUCGACCACACCCCUUCUACAAUACAUGUCAAGCCAACAUAUCGUCCCAGAAGGUUACUCUUCCCUUAUCCCACUUACUUCCAAACCCGGUGGUCCGGUUGAUAAACCCGUCAACGACAUUGCUAAGAGAUUGAACGUUAAACCUGAACAAGUACUUCUUGCCUGGUCGAAGGCCAAAGACGCGGUCAUCGUAACCACUUCCUCCAGAAAGGAACGACUCGAAGGCUACCUCGACGUUGGAGAUAUCGUUCUCACAAAGGAUGAUGUAAAGGCUAUCGACGACGAAGGUGCCAAAGGCGAACUCUGGGAAGAACGAAAGAAGCAAGCAGGAGUUAUGGCCAAGUACGUUGCGGCCGCUGGUCUCUUGGGUUACCUCUUGUACACCAGAUUGUAA